This is a messenger RNA of Funneliformis mosseae, 204 nucleotides long. Lineage: Eukaryota; Fungi; Glomeromycota; Glomeromycetes; Glomerales; Glomeraceae. The record is from the annotation of a GenBank genome assembly.
AUGUCUUCAAAUCAAUUUUAUGAAUUAAAACAUAUCGAACCGGUAUAUUGUGAUAGCUCAAGGCAAGGAUAUGUAAAAGAGAUUGUUACUGUUAAAGAUGAAGUUAAGGUGAAUCCUGCCAUAACCCGACCUCCUAAAGUCGUUUUUGUGGAUCGACAUGGACACGAGAUUAUAUUAUUACAAGAGUUCAACUUGAACAAAUAA